Messenger RNA from Melospiza georgiana, 1812 nucleotides. RefSeq names its product phosphatidylglycerophosphate synthase 1 (gene PGS1). Gene Ontology annotation, biological process: cardiolipin biosynthetic process. Gene Ontology annotation, cellular component: mitochondrion. NCBI's taxonomy places the organism in Eukaryota, Metazoa, Chordata, Aves, Passeriformes, Passerellidae. Bases 1 to 1701 code for a protein of 566 amino acids. Gene Ontology annotation, molecular function: CDP-diacylglycerol-glycerol-3-phosphate 3-phosphatidyltransferase activity. The record is from RefSeq and is a predicted model, not a curated record. The transcript is spliced from 10 exons.
AUGGCAGCGCGGAAGCGGAAGGCGCCGGCGAUGGCGGCGGGCGGCGCGGCGCUGUGGCGGCGGCUCUCGGCCUGGCUGCCGCGGGGCCGCCUCGGCCUGGCCGCGCUGCUCGGCCGCCUCUCCGACCGCCUCUCCCGCGGUCGCGACCGCCGCGCCCGCAGAUCAUCAUGGCUCCUUCUAGCCCCACUACUCAGCCCUCCUGUUCCAGUGGUCACAGCCCCACCGUGUUCCCUCUGUCCAGAAGGAGCACACAGGUUCCAGUGGAUCAGGAAUCUGGUCCCAGAGUUUGGGAUCUCCAGCUCGCAUGUCAAGGUGCUUUCAUCCCCGGCGGAAUUCUAUGAACUCCUCAAGGUGCAGAUCAAAGCAGCCAAGCAGAGGGUGGUGAUGGCCUCGCUGUACCUGGGAACAGGAAUCCUUGAGCAGGAGCUGGUGUAUUGCUUAGAAGAAACACUGGAGAAGUCACUGCAAGCAAAAGGCUCACCCGACCUCAGAGUUUCCAUUCUCCUCGACUACACCAGGGGCUCCCGGGGCAGGAAGAAUUCCCGAACGAUGCUGGUCCCGUUGCUGCAGCGAUUUCCCGAGCAGGUCCGGGUGUCCCUGUUCCACACCCCAAACCUGCGUGGGCUGCUCCGGCUUCUGAUUCCAGAGCGUUUCAACGAGACCAUCGGGCUGCAGCACAUCAAGGUCUAUCUGUUUGAUGACAACGUGAUCCUGAGCGGUGCAAACCUGAGUGAUCUGUACUUCACCAACCGUCAGGACCGCUACGUCUUGCUGCGGGACUCUCCCGAGAUUGCAGACUUCUUCACGGAGCUUGUGGACGCCAUUGGAGACGUGUCCCUGCAGCUACAGCAGGAUGAUACAGUCCAGAUGAUGGAGGGAAUGGUACACCCAUACCAAGGAGACAAAGUGGCUUACUGUGAGAUUGCCAACAGGAGGGUCAUGGAGGUCAUCAACUCUGCCCGCACGCGGCAGGAGCGCCUUCACGCAAAGACUUUCCACAGCAGCCAGCCAGGCAGCUCCCUCUUAUCCCAGCAAGGCUCUCAAGCACCUGGGAGUCUGAAACCAGAACCCGACACCUGGAUCUAUCCCUUAAUCCAAAUGAAACCUUUUGGGAUUCAAAUAGACGAGAUGGUCACAGAGACCCUGCUGACAGAGGCUGAGCGGGAUGCCAGGAUAUACCUCACCACUGGCUACUUCAACUUGACACAGGCCUACAUGGACCUCAUCCUGGGCACGAGGGCCGAGUACCGGAUCCUGCUGGCCUCUCCCGAGGUCAAUGGGUUUUUUGGUGCCAAAGGGGUGGCAGGUGCCAUCCCGGCUGCCUACGUUUACAUUGAACAUCAGUUUUACAGUGAGGUCUGCUGCCUGCAGCAGCAGGAGAGGGUGCAGCUGCAGGAGUACUCCCGUGCUGGCUGGACGUUCCAUGCCAAAGGCCUCUGGCUGUACCUGGCAGGGAGUGACCUGCCCUGCCUGACCCUGAUUGGCUCUCCGAAUUUCGGAUAUCGAUCAGUUCAUCGGGACUUGGAGGCUCAGGUUGCAAUAGUGACAGAAAAUAAAGCCUUGCAGCAGCAGCUGCAUCAGGAGCAAGAGCAGCUUUACCUCUGCUCAGGUGUGGUCUCAACAUCAACGUUUGAGCAGCCAAGUCGUUAUGUGAAACUGUGGGUGAAGCUGGUGACACCUUUGAUCAAGAAUUUCUUUUGAAAGGAGAGAAGUUGCUGCUUUGGGUUGAAGGUCCAGACGUAGGUGGGCCCUCGCGUCCGCGUCUUGUAGACGGGGCACUCGUAGACGUUGAUGGUGUCCAUGCGGUCCACG